AUGGGACAAACAUGUGAGGUGAAGCUGCUCUUGCUGAUCUCAUCGCUCUGCUGCAGCACGAACCAAGCUGAAGUGAAGCUGAGUCCCAGCAGCUCUCAGUUCUUCAGAGAGACGUCCGUCUCGUUUAGCUGUGAGGACGACCACAGCUCGGCAGGAUGGACGCUGAGGAGGAACACGAGCACAGGCACCAGGAAGGAGUGUGAAGACUGGGGGCAAGAAGUUGCUUCUUCCUGUUUCAUCGACAGUGCCGUCCCAUUGGACAGUGGAGUUUACUGGUGUGAGUCCACAGAGGGAGGAGCAAGUAACUACGUCAACAUCACUGUGACUGAUGAUCCAGUGAUCCUGCAGAGUCCCGUACUCCCGGUGGAUGAGGGAGAGGACGUCACUCUGAUCUGUAAAACUAAGACGCCGCCCUUCAACCUCUCGGCUGAUUUCUAUAAAGAUGGCACUUUUGUCAAGGCGACGCCCACAGGUCACAUGACCAUCCAUCUUGUCUCCAAGUCUGAUGAAGGAGCCUACAAGUGUGACAUCAAAGGCCGGGGAGAGUCUCCACCCACAUGGAUCAGCAUCACAGGGAAACCGACCCCCACAUCUCUUCCAUCACCCUCCAUUACCUACGUUACCUACGUUAUCCCACCCAUCGCUGUUUUGGUAAUUCUGGUUGUUCUGGUGCAACUGGUGAGAUGCGGCGUCCGGAGGAAACCUGAGGAGAGAGAUCGAGCUGCAGCGACACGAGGGGACAACGUCACAUAUGGAGAAAUAACGAUCCGUCCAUUCAACAGCAGAGAAUAUCAAGCGGAGCCGGAGGUAAUUUACUCGUCACUGCGGUCCAAGCAAUGACGACCUGCUGCUGCUCCACUGCCGCCAUCUUUAUUCCAUCACAGGAGGCGUGUCCUGAGUCAGUGUUUGAAUAAAGUUUCAAUAAAGCAACUAAAAUGAAAAUAU
Molecule: messenger RNA, 945 nt
Organism: Limanda limanda (common dab)
Lineage: Eukaryota; Metazoa; Chordata; Actinopteri; Pleuronectiformes; Pleuronectidae
Product: low affinity immunoglobulin gamma Fc region receptor II-like
Exons: 7
Coding region: 1-840 (279 amino acids)
Biological process (GO): cell surface receptor signaling pathway
Molecular function (GO): transmembrane signaling receptor activity
Source: RefSeq, a predicted model, not a curated record